Chinchilla lanigera (long-tailed chinchilla) is the source of this 1235-nucleotide messenger RNA. RefSeq names its product biphenyl hydrolase-like (serine hydrolase) (gene Bphl). The record is from RefSeq and is a predicted model, not a curated record. NCBI's taxonomy places the organism in Eukaryota, Metazoa, Chordata, Mammalia, Rodentia, Chinchillidae. The transcript is spliced from 7 exons. Bases 54 to 929 code for a protein of 291 amino acids.
GAGCAGGGGUGGUCCACGCGUGCGCAUUCUCGGCUACUGCGCGACCGGGUACCAUGGCGGCUGCGGUAGGCUGCCGAGGAGCGCUUCGGCUGCGGCUGCUCUCCUCGCUCCUGAAGCCCAAUAUGCACGUUCCCCGGGCCGUGCCAGCGGCCGCGUUCGGCACCUCAGUAAGCUCUGGCAAAGUGGCUGUGAAUGGCGUUCACCUGCAUUACCAGCGAACCGGAGAGGGCGAGCACCCGGUCCUGCUGCUCCCUGGGAUGCUGGGAAGCGGAGAGACAGAUUUUGCACCCCAACUUAAGAGCCUGAAUAAGAAGCUCUUCACAGUGGUUGCCUGGGACCCUCGAGGAUAUGGACAUUCCAGGCCCCCAGAUCGAGAUUUUCCACUGGACUUUUUUGAAAGAGAUGCAAAAGAUGCGGUGGACUUGAUGAAGGCGCUGCAGUUUAAGAAGGUCUCCCUGCUGGGGUGGAGUGACGGCGGCAUCACCGCCCUCAUCGCUGCCGCCAAGUACCCAUCCUACAUCAGCAAGAUGGUGAUUUGGGGAGCAAACGCCUAUGUCACUGAGGAGGAUGAAAGGAUCUAUCAGGGUAUCCGAGAUGUUUCUAAAUGGAGUGAGAAGGCAAGGAAGCCUCUGGAAGCCCUGUAUGGAUAUGACUACUUUGCCAAAACCUGUGAAAAGUGGGUGGAUGGCAUACGACAGUUUAAACAUCUCCCAGAUGGUAACAUCUGUCGGCACCUGCUGCCCCUGGUUCAGUGCCCCACGCUAAUUGUGCAUGGGGAGAAGGAUCCUCUGGUCCCACGUUUCCAUGCUGACUUCAUACACCAGCACGUGAGAGGGUCGAGGUUGCAUCUGAUGUCAGAAGGCAAACACAACCUGCAUUUACGAUUUGCAGAUGAGUUCAACAAAUUAGCAGAAGACUUCCUGCAAUGAAACGCCCGGAACUUUUGUGUCUCGGUGCAUCCUGGGGUGGGGCUGGAUCAGGUUGCUGGUGGUUACCACAACGCCUGUGAGCCCCUUCCCUACCUCACAGUUCAGUCCACUUGCAUUUCCAGGCUUCCUAAAACCCCCUAUAGUGUGAUCCUAAUCAAACAGGAAUCAUGAUGUAUUGAAGACAGCCUGUAGAUUUCAUAGCUUACAAAAAUUAAUCUGAUUUUUUAACACUGAAUUUCUAUCAUUGUCUAAAAAAAUAAAUGCCCACAAUUUCUUAACAAAUAAAUUUGAGGUGGCACACUUGCA